This is a messenger RNA of Vollenhovia emeryi, 1192 nucleotides long. RefSeq lists its product as uncharacterized. Lineage: Eukaryota; Metazoa; Arthropoda; Insecta; Hymenoptera; Formicidae. The transcript has 4 exons. The annotation marks the transcript as partial. The record is from RefSeq and is a predicted model, not a curated record.
AUGAGACAAGAGUCAGCCCAUAUCCUCUGGAAAGCCAAACUUACUAGUCAAAACAUCAACAGGGAAAAGCGCUUAGCGCUUCAAAGCCUAAAACAGAAUGACUACAUCCUCAUUCUGCCAGCAGACAAAGGCAAUGCGACAGUGGUGAUGGACAAAAGAGACUAUCACAACCAAGUCAACACCUUACUGUCAGACGCCCAAGUCUACAAAAAACUCAAACGCGAUCCAACCUUCAGCGUAGAGAAGAAAACUUCCUUCCUUAUCAAGAAGCAACAUGGGGAGCCCCCCACCUACCAGCUAGCCCGCUUCCUCACCAAACCUCUUCAAAAACUCACCGGCCUUAACGAUUCCCAUAUCAGGAACUCAAUGGAUUUCGUGAACAAGAUCACCAAGAUCAAAACCAAACCCAACGACAUCCUAAACACUGCCUCACUUCCACUUAUUUCCAUUUCCAAGGAGAAUUCUUCGAACAAACCACGGGAGCAGCAAUGGGAUCCCCCAUAUCACCCAUCAUUGCGAACAUCUUUAUGGAACACUGAGAACGAAAUCCUGAAGAAGGCUCCACUAAAACCCUCCACGUGGUUCAGAUACGUGGACGACACCUUCUUCAUCUGGAACCACGGAAGGGAAACCCUACCUCAAUUUCUUACGUUUAUCACCUCCCAGCACCCUAACAUCCAAUUCCCAAUGGAGAUUGAACAAAACUCCCAAAUUCCCUUCCUGGAUGUAUUCGUCCGCAGGAACGAGGAUGGCACCUUAGGCCACAACGUCUACCGUAAACCGACACACACGGACCGAAACCUCCAUAGCAUCUCGGAACCAGCUGCCCUGGACGGAGAACUAAACCACCUCCACCGAGCCCUAACAAGGAAUGGAUACAGUAGCAGAAACAUCAACCGUACGACCCAGAAGCUGACAAAGAAGGAACCCAUCCUUAACGACACCAGGAUGCCAGAGGCAGAGAAAGAGAAGAAAAAGGCGGUGGUACUCCCGUACCUCCGAGGCACGACGGACCGCAUCAGCAGAGUCUUGAGCAAACAUAACAUAAGAGUGAUAUUCAAACCACACAACAAACUCUCUCAAAUGCUCCCCAAUCCCAAGGAUCGGAGACCCCAUUUGGCAGCCUCAGUGGUCUACAAAAUCCCAUGCGCUUGCGGAAAAGUGUACAUAGGAGAAACCGAGAGGAAGAUCA